UCACGAGCUCAUCGUUUCUUUUAUAAAGAUGGUGUGCUGCAUGCCCUGCUGGCAGAACUCCCGGAGAUGGGCAUUUGACACGAGAACACUGUAAAUGGUUUCUCGUGAAAAAUCAUAUUCACUUGAAAACUUUUUGUCCGCUCCAAAUCCAUGAUGAAACAGAUCCUGUGGGCUGCCUAAAACCACUCUCAGAGAUACUUGAUGAUCCUCCCACUUGGGGACUUUUAACUUGAAAAUUUCAUCCUUAAAAGUAGUUCCUUCUGUGCACUGUGCCUCCCACAAGCAUAAAAAGCAAUUCAUUUAUGUCUAUGAAUCAGUCACCCAUUCCCCAGUACCUGUGUGCAUUGGUUUUAUGAGUCUGACAGUAUUACUGAUAUCAUUUUAUGCUCGGCAGAGUGAUUCAAAGUACAGUCUGGAUUCUCUGAUAAGGAAAGUCCAUGGUGACUAUACAUGGGUUGUUAAAUCAGUUUUAAAUAAAGAAGACACAGGGAAGUGGGGACGCAGACUAUUUUAAGUAUUUUGUCUUUUGGCAGAAUUCUGAGCAGAAAGAUUUACUGAUGUAAAUCCAAAAUACCCAUCAGUUGGUUCAACCCCAAUCCACAAAUUUCCCAUAUACAUAUAACUAAAUGAGCUCUAUAAGAUGUUUUAAUCUUUCAGUUUCUUAGGAUUUGGCACGCACCACCUUCGUUGCUCAGUCUGAGGAUCACUUCCCAUACAUAGAGUGAGGUGCAGAGGGCUCUGCUCUCUACACUAUAGUGGACAGAGCUUUGGUCAAAGCUUUAGAGAAUCCAUAGGCUCUGGUUUGACAUACAUAUAUCUGGCAAGAAUCAAUUUUUUACUAAUUUAAUGCCAUUUUUAAUGUACAAUGGCUCGUUUUCCCACUUCCAUCACGGGUUUUAAUGUGAUGAACAAAUUAUAAUGCUUCCUCUUCCAGAAUGGUCGCCUGCCUUUUGUCCUGUGCUUUCUGGUCGGUUGUGUUUUGUUAGUACUUGCUAAUAUACUUGAAAGCAGAUAUUCUUUGGCACUGAGUGUUGGAAGCCUGAAACCUUUUGUUUUGAUGCUUCUAUGAGAAGUGUGCCUGUUUUGGCAGACCUGAAAUCACAAUGGGUUUCAACAUCCAGAUAAAUGUAGUUCUCGUAAUUUGGUUUGUUGUUUGUGUCGGAAGUAUUGAUGCUGAUCAGUUCUGUGUCAAUUUUUACUCAAAAUCUUGUCCCAGUGUGGAGGCAUUAGUGUUGGGUGUUGCCAAACAAAAAUUUGUGGAGGCACCUGUUUCAGCUCCAGCGACUAUAAGGCUAUUCUUCCAUGACUGCUUUGUUGAUGGAUGUGAUGGAUCAGUGUUAAUUUCAUCCACCCAAAAACAUCUUGCUGAAAGGGAUGCAGCUGACAACAAAAAUUUGGCUGCUGAUGCCUUUGAUACUGUCAAUAAAGCAAAAGCAGCUGUGGAGGCCAAGUGCCCUGGUAUUGUCUCAUGUGCUGAUAUUCUUGCCAUUGCAGCCAGAGAUUUUGUUGCUUUAGCAGGAGGUCCAAAUUAUCCAGUGAAGAAAGGCAGAAAAGAUGGAAAGCUAUCAGCUGCAUCUCGAGUUACAGGAAAUCUCCCACAAGCUAAUUACACAGUGGAUCAAUUGCUGAAUUUGUUUGCUUCGAAGGGCCUAAACAGAUCAGACCUGGUAGCUCUAUCUGGAGCUCAUAGCAUUGGUUUUUCUCAUUGUGAUGGAUUCUUGGACCGUUUAUACAACUACCACAAGACAAAUAAACCGGACCCUUCCAUGGAUCCAAAGCUUCUAAAAGCUCUAAGGAUGUCAUGUCCUCCAAUGGGUGGCAAUACAGAUAUUCUUUCUCCUUUUGAUGUGAACACACCCUUCAAAUUUGACAGCAUGUAUUACAAUAACCUGCAACUAAAUUUGGGGUUAUUGGGAACUGACCAAGCUCUCAUGGGAGACCCACGAACAAAAACUCUGGUUCAAUUCUAUGAUAAGUAUGGAAACAAUUUCUUUCAAGAUUUUAGUUCGGCCAUGGACAAAAUGGGAAGCAUUGCUGUCAAGACAGGAAACCAGGGUGAAAUCAGAAAAGACUGCACUAGAUUUAAUGCCUAAGAAUCUGUUUUUUUAAAUCACGUUUAAAUCUUCUUCCUUGGAGUAUGAAUCCAAAGUACUGUGCAGUUGUUGAAGGUUGACUUCAGAAGUUUUCUACCACGUUGAUCUCUGUGUAUAAAAUUGAUUUGGUGACAAAUUCAAUUACGAACGCAUCACAGUAUUUGACGUUGUACUUCUGGAAUUUCUGAUCCACAGUGUUUUUCAAUGUAUAUUCUUAUGAAAAAUGUAGAUCACACCCCAAAAUCAAGAUUUAAUCUCUCGCAAUAAAACCAUCUCCAUAAUAUUUUAUAUAAAU
Molecule: messenger RNA, 2388 nt
Organism: Cryptomeria japonica (Japanese cedar)
Lineage: Eukaryota; Viridiplantae; Streptophyta; Pinopsida; Cupressales; Cupressaceae
Product: peroxidase 19
Exons: 4
Coding region: 1104-2093 (329 amino acids)
Biological process (GO): hydrogen peroxide catabolic process; response to oxidative stress
Molecular function (GO): peroxidase activity; heme binding
Source: RefSeq, a predicted model, not a curated record